This is a messenger RNA of Pecten maximus, 660 nucleotides long. RefSeq lists its product as uncharacterized. Lineage: Eukaryota; Metazoa; Mollusca; Bivalvia; Pectinida; Pectinidae. The coding region runs from base 1 to 660 and encodes 219 amino acids. The record is from RefSeq and is a predicted model, not a curated record. The transcript has a single exon.
AUGGGUAAGGACCAGGAAACAAGUGGUCACGAGCGAUAUGACAGCGAUGAAACGAAGGAUGAAAUAAUGGGUAAGGACCAGGAAACUAGUGGUCACGAGCGAUAUGACAGCGAUGAAACGAAGGAUGAAAUAAUGGGUAAGGACCAGGAAACUAGUGGUCACGAGCGAUAUGAUAGCGAUGAAACGGGGGGUGAAAUAAUGGGUAAGGACCAGGAAACAAGUGGUCACGAGCGAUAUGAUAGCGAUGAAACGGGGGGUGAAAUAAUGGGUAAGGACCAGGAAACAAGUGGUCACGAGCGAAAUGAUAGCGAUGAAACGGGGGAUGAAAUAAUGGGUAAGGACCAGGAAACAAGUGGUCACGAGCGAAAUGACAGCGAUGAAACGGGGGAUGAAAUAAUGGGUAAGGACCAGGAAACUAGUGGUCACGAGCGAUAUGAUAGCGAUGAAACGGGGGGUGAAAUAAUGGGUAAGGACCAGGAAACAAGUGGUCACGAGCGAAAUGAUAGCGAUGAAACGGGGGAUGAAAUAAUGGGUAAGGACCAGGAAACUAGUGGUCACGAGCGAAAUGACAGCGAUGAAACGGGGGAUGAAAUAAUGGGUAAGGACCAGGAAACUAGUGGUCACGAGCGAUAUGAUAGCGAUGAAACGGGGGUGAAAUAA